AAGCUCUUGACUGGGCUGCGAUUCGAUGGACGACAAGUGGUUCGCUACUGUAACGCAUGCCGCUGUACGUGUGCACACAGUAGCUGUCGCUAGUUCACGUCUCAUCAAGGGGCCACGAGGCCGCACAUGAGACUAGAAUCGCUCUGGAUGAAAGAAGGAAGAUUGGACGGGACGGAUGGACGAAUCGGGGCCAUUUCCAUGUUGGUUCUCUUUCAACCGUUUUCCAUAUUUUACUGUACACACAUACUUCUCACAAGGCAGUCCUCGGUUACCACUACUGCUGUCAAUAGCAAUUUACUGUGCCGCAAACAUGCAGAAGGGAAUCCAUCCGGCCACUGUUCGUGUGCGAUCGCCAAUGGGAUCUGCUGUUGAAUGAUCAAGUAGGGGGACAAGGGAAGGCCCCCAAAACUUCUACCACUGGAUGUAGAUGUCUCACGGUUUAAAUACAACAGUCUCCAACCUGCACAGGGCUGUUC
Messenger RNA from Dissoconium aciculare CBS 342.82, 476 nucleotides. RefSeq lists its product as uncharacterized. The record is from RefSeq and is a predicted model, not a curated record. NCBI's taxonomy places the organism in Eukaryota, Fungi, Ascomycota, Dothideomycetes, Mycosphaerellales, Dissoconiaceae. Bases 127 to 372 code for a protein of 81 amino acids. The transcript has a single exon.